Molecule: messenger RNA, 2518 nt
Organism: Labeo rohita (rohu)
Lineage: Eukaryota; Metazoa; Chordata; Actinopteri; Cypriniformes; Cyprinidae
Gene: phkg2
Product: phosphorylase kinase, gamma 2 (testis)
Exons: 10
Coding region: 271-1443 (390 amino acids)
Biological process (GO): glycogen biosynthetic process; protein phosphorylation
Cellular component (GO): phosphorylase kinase complex
Molecular function (GO): phosphorylase kinase activity; calmodulin binding; ATP binding
Source: RefSeq, a predicted model, not a curated record
UUACAAGACAGAGAAGUGCGAGUCGAUGAGGUUGUUGUUGACAUUUCUCAAGAGCCCUAUAAAAGUUUUCAACAGUGAUAUGGCAGUAUUGUCAGUAGCUUCAGAUUCAUGUUUUCAGCCGGACAGUUGAAAACACUGAGCCGUCAGAUGACUGUGCGCUUCGGUUGAUUUUGUGGAAGUGGUUGUGAGUACACGUUCGGCUUUUCUUGGGACAAGACAGCAUACGAGGUCAUUGAUCGGAACAACUAAUUUCUAAGAACAGUUAUCAGUAUGACUCGCGAUAUCAUUCUUGGAGAUGAGCUGCCUGACUGGGUCGGGGCGAAAGAGUUUUAUCAGAAGUAUGAUGCCAAAGAGGUGAUUGGCAGAGGUGUGAGCAGUGUGGUGCGCAGAUGUGUACACAAACACACGGGGCAGGAGUUUGCGGUGAAGAUCAUUGAGAUCACCGCAGAGAAAAUGACAGAACAGCAGUUAGAGGAGGUGAAGAGCUCCACACUGAAGGAGAUCCAUGUGCUCAAUGUGGUGAAGGGCCACCCGUCCAUUAUCACACUUAUUGAUUCUUAUGAGUCAGCAACCUUCAUAUUUUUGGUAUUUGACCUCAUGAGGAGAGGAGAACUAUUCGAUUACUUGACGGAAAAAGUCACUCUUAGUGAAAAAGAAACCAGGAGUAUGAUGCGUGCUCUUUUGGAGGCUGUCCAGUAUCUGCAUUCUCUAAAUAUUGUACAUCGUGACCUCAAACCUGAAAAUGUUCUGUUAGACGACCAGGGACACAUCAAACUUUCUGAUUUUGGCUUUUCAGUCCAGCUGGGGCCUCAUGAAAAACUAAGAGAGUUGUGUGGAACACCAGGAUACCUGGCACCAGAGAUUCUAAAGUGCUCCAUGGAUGAGACACAUGAGGGAUAUGGGAAAGAGGUUGACCUGUGGGCUUGCGGUGUGAUCAUGUUCACUCUUCUUGCUGGGUCUCCACCAUUCUGGCAUCGUAAACAGCUGCUGAUGCUGAGAAUGAUCAUGGAAGGCCGGUACCAGUUUAGUUCUCCAGAGUGGGAUGAUCGGUCUGACACUGUCAAAGACUUGAUCUCAAGGCUUUUAGUGGUGGAACCCACACUUCGUCUCACGGCUGAACAAGCUUUAGCUCAUCCUUUCUUCCGUCAGUACCAAAAGGAGGAUGUGCGGCUCUUUAGCCCCAGGAAGACAUUUAAGGCCCUGAUCUUGACCGUGUUAGCUUGUAUACGAAUGCAGUGCCGCUACUACCGAGCCAGACCAUUAACAAAGGAGCUCCUAGCAAGAGACCCAUAUUCCAUCCGCGGUGUGCGCAAGCUGAUCGACGGCUGUGCUUUCCGCAUAUAUGGACACUGGGUCAAGAAAGGGGAGCAACAGAACCGAGCUGCUCUAUUCCAGAACACAGCUAAAAUAAUUCUACUGGGCCUUGAAGACCUUGAAAACUAAAGGUCAUAUUUUUUUUUAAAGAUAUCCUUGCUCUGUCCAUUUACAGUUUUAUUGUUGUUGUCUUUUUUUUUUUUUUUUAGGGACUAUAGUUAGGGACUAUAACCUGCCUGUCCAAACGGUGCACAAAACACAAGUAUUUAUAGCUAAUCUUUUUUGUCUUUAAAGAUGGAUGGUGCUUUUUUCAUUUUAAGCACCAUGUGACCUCAUUUUAACCACUCACUGUGGAUUUUACAGUUUUAAGAUUUGUAGUUUUAUCAUAUACUUAUUAGUGGUAUUAUCUUAUAUUGCUGAUUAUAUGGACCAGCUUGAUAUGAAGAGACAGAGUUACAUAAAAAUUAUAAUUACAAGAGCUAAUCUUCAGUUCUAGUCGUUUGACACAAAGCAGAUUGUAUUUGAAUCUACUAUCAUUCUUAUGCUUCAAAAACAAUUCCAGGUUGUUGAAGGCUAAACCAUAGAUGGACAGGGAACAUGUAACAAUGUGGAGUGGACUUUAAGACGUUUAAUACAAAGGAUAACAUACUUGAAACAUAGCAUUACAGUUGUGUAACGCUACUGAGAGUUGUUUUAAAAUCCUUACAAAAUUGUGUGUACAUGUUUUUCAUUUUAUCCUUAAAUAUGUUUUACCACUUUUUGCUUUAUGUCACAGGCGAUUAGACAUUAUACAUUUAUCAUCAAGGUACUGUACUAAUUCUAAACAGGUAUACAUAUUUGAAUAACAUAUAUAAUUACUGUAUUUUGUUUUUUGCUUUUGAAAUGAGUGGUUUCCAAAACUAAAUAAGUGGGACAUAUUUUCUUACUUUUUAACUUGAAUGUUGGUCUCCAGUUUACUAAUGGCAUUAUUAAGCUGAUCAGCACUGUCCUGGAGCCGUUGUUGUAGCUGAGCAGUCAAACGCAUCACUUCAUCCCUCACUUCCUUUUGAACAAUGGUCCUAAGGUCAGAAUUUGAAGAAGAACCUUGCGGGGGAAAAAACAUAAUAUAAACAUAAACACAUACAUCUAUUUUAUUUGUUGUAUGUAGUGAGUAUAACAUGUUAGAGUGUGCAGUCUGGCAUCAAUAAUAUGUAAUAAUUGUUUU